Molecule: messenger RNA, 1740 nt
Organism: Penicillium canariense
Lineage: Eukaryota; Fungi; Ascomycota; Eurotiomycetes; Eurotiales; Aspergillaceae
Exons: 2
Coding region: 1-1740 (579 amino acids)
Cellular component (GO): nucleus
Molecular function (GO): RNA polymerase binding; transcription coregulator activity
Source: RefSeq, a predicted model, not a curated record
AUGCUGAGAUCGACUUACGCUCCCCCGCCCCCUCUCCCCGCAGGGUGGUCGGAGCAUCGAGCGCCUUCAGGUCAUUUGUAUUACUAUAAUGCUACAACGAAACAGUCCACAUACCAGAGACCACAAGUGCAAGCUCCUCAAUCUGCACCGCCUGCGCCGGAUCCCUCACAGCCACUCCCGUUCUAUUCGCCUGAAACACUACCACCCUUCUCAUCGACGCCAUAUGGGCCCGUAGGUUAUCCCCCAGGCGCAGCGCAAUAUAAUCGACACCAACAACAGCAUGGACAAACUCGCGGCGGUUUCCGCGGUGGAAGAGACCAUCGUGAUCGCGGGCGCCGUGAGUCCCAGGACAGGCCAAGGUCGAAGCAUCCGAUCCCGGAUUGUGCGCCGUGGGUUCUGGUGAGAACCAAACUUGGCAGGCGAUUUGUGCACAACCUGGAAACAAACAAAAGCUUUUGGAAAUUUCCGGAGGAGGUUCUAAAGGGUGUGGUUGAAUACGACCGCCUAGAGCGUGAGAAGAAGGAGAGGCGAGAACGAGGCGAGAAGUCAGAGGAGCCAGAGGAACCGAAGAAAGAAGCUGUGGCGGAGCCGGCCUCAUCACGGUUGGAGCAUGAGGAUGCUACGCAUGAAGGUCCACAUCCAGGCGCAGAGGAUAGCGAUGAGUACGAAGAGGUUGAAGUUACCGAUGACGAAGGAGAAGAGGAGGAUGGCCAGGGCCAACCAUCGAAGCGUGCCCGUACCCAAAGCCCUGGAGCGCAGGAACAACCACUGGAAUUUACCGAAGAGGACAUGGAAUAUCAGCUAUCAGCCAUGGGAAAAGAGUAUGGACUGGACCCAGGAGAGUACGGUGAACCCGGAGAGGAUUGGGAAGAGGGUGCAGAAGGACUUCCAUUGACUGAUGCCGAUGCCGAAGCAUUGUUCCGUGAUCUGCUUGAUGACUGUCAUAUCAAUCCGUUCACAACGUGGGAGAACGUCAUUGACGAAGGCCGUAUUAUCGAAGAUUCAAGAUAUACAGCUCCUUCGAACAUGAAAACUCGCCGUGAGAUUUUCUUCGGUUGGAGCAGGGAUCGCAUCAAGGAGGUCCAAGCCCGCAAAGAAAACCAGGAAAAGCAGGAUCCUCGUAUCAAAUAUUUGGCCUUCCUCCAGGAAUAUGCAACACCCAAGCUCUACUGGCCCGAAUUCAAGCGCAAAUACCGGAAAAUCGCGGAAAUGAAGGACUCCCAACUAUCCGACAAGGACCGGGAGAAGCUUUACCGCGACUAUAUCUCCAAGCUCAAGCUCCCCGAGAGUACCCGGAAGGCAGAUCUUUCAGCGCUCCUCAAAUCGGCACCGUUACAUGCCUUGAACCGCUCCUCGAAUCUCGAGGUCCUCCCGUCCAUGAUCAUCACUGAUAUCCGAUAUAUUGCUCUUCCUCCUAAGGUCCGCAACGCCUUGAUCGAGGCGUAUAUUUCUACCUUGCCACCUCCACCGGAGGUGCAGAUGACUGCGGAACAGCAAGAAGAGCACGAUCGAAAGCAACGGGAACGCGAGAAGCGCGAAAAAGCCCUUGCGGAGCGAGAAAAACGGGUUGAAGAAGAUAAGCGCAGACAACGGGGCGAUCUUAUUCGUGGCAAGCACCUUCUAAGAGAGGGUGAGGCUGAGAUUGCGGAGGCUAUGAAGAUUCGCAAAGACGGCCUGCGUGGUUACAUGGAGGUCGAUGAAGACCCAGCCAAUGAGCAAGAAAAACCAAAGAAUAAUUGA